AUGGCAGCAGCAUCGAAAGAACAGCAACAUCGACCCGGUGACGAGACCGAAGACACACUCGACGAAACACUUUCCGAAGCUCGAAUUGAAGAACUGUCAUCAGAAAAUUCCGACGAAGACUACUCAGAUGUCACAGAAGAUGUAAUUGACGCGCCACCCUUUCCUGGCAACCACCUCCUCAAGCAGCAGCAGAUACAACAACGCUUGCCACAAUGGCUCAACCCCGAUACCUUCAACCUCUUCCACACCGAGGUUACCACCGAGACUUCCGAAAAGCAGACGGAGACUACAGCUGAAUGCCUGCCUCUGCUCUUCGGCAAAGAAACUCUAGCAGGUAUCCCCACCAACAGCCACGGCAUUCCUCACCUCAACCGAGCAAAGCACAUUACAUUUCUGGAAGGCUGGCUCGGCGGAUUCCCAGCACCAUACGUGCUCAUGGAUGCUAGCAGACCUUGGAUCUUCUACUGGUGUAUGGCUGGUCUCUCCUUCCUUGGCGAGGAUGUCAGUCACUAUAAGGAACGCUUGAUCACUACUGUGCGGCCACUGCAGAACCCCACGGGUGGCUUCGGUGGCGGACAUGGACAGUACAGCCACUGCGCAGGAACUUACGCCUGUCUUCUCGCGCUUGCUGCAGUCGGUGGACUGGAGACAGUGGACCGCAAAGCGAUGUGGCAUUUCCUUGGCCAGGUGAAGCAGGCCGAUGGUGGAUUCCGUAUGGCCGUGGGCGCAGAGGAGGAUAUAAGGGGAGCCUACUGCGCGAUGACAGCGAUUACACUUCUUAAUCUACCACUGGAGCUACCGCCGGAUGCGCCUGCUCGCAAGGCAGGAUUGGAGAAAUUCACGGAUGGACUUGGGGAGUGGGUGGGCAGAUGUCAGACCUACGAAGGUGGAAUUUCAGGGGCACCGACCAAUGAGGCACAUGGUGCCUACGCUUUCUGCGCGCUGGCUUGUCUAAGUGUCAUCGAUGCUCCGCACGUCAGCAUUCCAAAGUACCUCGAUGUUGACGCUCUGCUGCGGUGGCUUUCAGGCAUUCAGACAAAUCCUGAGGGUGGCUUCGCGGGACGGACCAACAAGCUCGUCGAUGCUUGCUACAGCCACUGGGUCGGUGGAUGCUGGUCGCUAAUCCAAGCAGCACUGUUUGGUAAGGCAGACGCAGGCAAGGUCAAAGACUGCUGGAGCCGAGAAGGUCUCAUCAGAUAUCUGCUAUGUUGCGCCCAGCAGCCCGGGAAGAAGGGUGGCAUGCGAGACAAGCCCUCCUGCAGACCGGAUGCUUAUCACACCUGCUACUCGCUAGCCGGUCUGAGUGCGGCACAGAACCACUUCCUCUACGACACAAAAGCCCCGGUGCAGGAUGAUUCCACUGGACGCUUAGAGGCGGGUUUCAACUGGACUGCUGUGAGCGCUUCAGAAGGUGAGAGGACGGCUUGGCAAUUUGAUGAGGAUGAUGCCGUGAAGCCAGUGCACCCUGUCUUUGUGCUGCCAUUCGACGUCGUGGAGAGGACCAAGGCGCAGUUCCAGAAGGGUGGGCUGUGA
This is a messenger RNA of Fulvia fulva, 1533 nucleotides long. RefSeq names its product Farnesyltransferase subunit beta. Gene Ontology annotation, biological process: protein farnesylation. NCBI's taxonomy places the organism in Eukaryota, Fungi, Ascomycota, Dothideomycetes, Mycosphaerellales, Mycosphaerellaceae. The transcript has a single exon. Gene Ontology annotation, cellular component: protein farnesyltransferase complex. The record is from RefSeq and is a predicted model, not a curated record. Gene Ontology annotation, molecular function: protein farnesyltransferase activity. The coding region runs from base 1 to 1533 and encodes 510 amino acids.